AUGCGUGUGCUCUCCGUAGAGCAGCAGGAUAGUGUGAGUGUGUCAGAGAACGAGUGCAGGGAGUUCAAGCCGCCCAUCCUUCAACCCUGCAACCAGGUGGACUGCCCUCCAGCAUGGGAGACUGAGCCCUGGCAGGAGUGCUCCCUCUCCUGCGGCGGGGGUAGCCAGGUACGUAAGGUGUUCUGUAAACAGCUGUUAUCUACGGGGGCCUACUGGACACUGGGGGACACAGCAUGCCCAGGGGCCAAACCGGCCCCUCAUAGGACCUGCUCCAAGACGGACUGUCUGCCCUACAUGGCUGGGGGAGAGUGGGGGAAGUGCUCUGUAUCCUGUGGUCUGGGGAUCCAACGUAGGGAGCCAGUGUGUCAGAGGUUAACCUCAGCUGGACAGCAGGUGAUGCUGGCGAGGAGGCUCUGCGAUGGCCUCUCCUCUCCACCCCUGGUCAGGACAUGCCGAAUGAUCACCUGCCCUAAGCAUAAGACAGAGAUGAACCCCAGACAGCUUGUGAAGGAAGCAUCCAGAAUCAACCAGCAGCCCACAAAGGAGACAGGGAAGGAAGCAUCAAAGGAAACAAUCAAGGAGCCAGUAAAGCGUUGUCCGUUGAUUCUAGGCUUGAGUCGUAUCUACAUCCAGACCCGGCAGGAGAAACGCCUCCACCUGACCAUCGGUGGGCGUGCUUACCUCCUACCAAAAACCUCCCUGAUCAUCAAAUGCCCUGUCCGGCGCUUCCAGAAAGCCUACAUCCGUUGGGAGAAGGACGGCCGCCCCCUGCACAGCUGCAAGCGUCUGGGCGUCACCAAAUCUGGUUCUCUAAAGAUCCACAGCCUAGGAGUUGUGGACAGUGGGGUGUACGUGUGUAUCGCCGGCCCCGCCUCAGACUCAUUCACCCUUAAACUGAUUGGCAGCGACAGCAGACUGAUCGACCGACCGGUUGAAAACGAAUCGGACCCCGAACCUGGCCUAGACCUGACCAGGAUUCAACCGCGAUUCAACCUUCAGGACUGGGACACCCAGGGUCUUCCUCACUGCCUCCCGUUUACCCCCAGCCUCAAAGGUCCCAGUCUGUCUCUGCUGCCCGGUGGUGUAGAGGCCUCGGUGUUGCAGGUGCAGGCGGGGGCCUUGGUGCUGCAGCCCUGGAGCCUGGAGGAGAGGGUGAGGAACGUGAGUCUGCAGGCGGAGAUGGGAGAGAUCAGCCAGGAACAGGCUUCUCAGAUCAUCUACACCCUCAUCACAGAGAUGUCUGGAGGCCAACAGGCCUCCACAGAGCAGUGGAAAGGGACCAAGGAGGAGACGGGGAACCCAAAAGACCGGACACCAAACUCGUCGGAGUGGUCGGCUAGUAGAUUCAAGAGACCAGUGAUCAUCCGACAGAGGCAGAACCCCCCGAUGACCUUCCAGAGGAGUCUGAACAUCAGUGUUGGCCAGACAGCCUUCCUGACCAACGCCACGCAGGAGUUGUACCUGCUCUGCCCCACAGAGGGCAUCCCGCAGCCCCAAAUCACCUGGACCAAGGACGGAGUAGAGCUACAACUAACUGACAGGGUACACUGGGAUAUCUCUGGCGGACUGCAUAUCUCUAGUCCUGGGCCGGGGGACAGAGGAGUGUACAGGUGCACAGCCUCAAACACCCACGGUUCAGCCUCAGAGACUACACAGCUGCUGUUAGCUGAGCCUCCUGUGAUAGCUGUGUCGUGGAGGAACAUAUCGGACAAGGAAGUCCCCAGUCUGAGGGCCGUGGUGGGGGGACGGGUCAGCCUACGCCCUGGGGCUAACCUAACUCUAGACUGCCCCGUCACAGGUGUGCCUCAGCCUACAGUAACUUGGCAGAGGAAGGAGGGUGUGUUAGAUGUCAGCGUGGCGGUACCCCUGCCCUCUGGUUCUCUGUGGCUCCAAAACGUCACUCUCCAGAGCCAAGGCACCUACUCCUGCAUGGCUGCCAACCCCAUAGGAAAAUCCACCGCUUCCACUGUUCUCCAUGUCACCGGUUCAGCUCCAGACCCAGCUCCAGGCAGAGGUUCUACAAUGUCCCAGCAGUUCAAGGAGCUGAGCAGGAGGAGAGUCCUCAUGGCUUCACGCAUGGGAACCACUGUGACCAUCAGACCUGGAGACAUCCUACGCAUAGGAUGCCCAGUGGUUCCAGACCAUAGAGGGCCUGUCCGUUGGGACUACCAGAACCACACUCUGAAGGAGUCCACCUGGACCGGACCAGACUUUGCCGUAGGACAGAGGCUGGGUCCUGGGCAGAAUCAGGGUCUGGGUUCUGGUCUGGGUCUUCAGUACCGUAUACUGGUGGGAGGUCGUGUUCUGGAGGUGAACACGGUGCAGGGAAGGUUCUCUGGACACUACCGGUGCCAGACCCCCAUCCACGACAACACACAGCUGCUGUCUGCUUGGAUCCACGUCCAUGCUGAAGAGUUUGCGUGGCGUCUUGGGGACUGGACGGCGUGCAGCGCCUCGUGUGGGGACCGGGGGAUGAGGACACGGAGGGUCCGCUGUGUCACGCCAGAGGGACGUGAGGUCACACCCUCCGUGUGUCACCACCUAGACAGACCUGUCUCCUCACAGCUGGCCUGCAACCUGCAUGACUGCCCCCCCAGCUGGGUAGCAUCUGUGUGGUCUAAGUGUUCCACUUCCUGUGGGCGGGGCUGGAGACAGCGGCAGGUGUCCUGUGGGCAGGUGGAGUCGGGGGGAGCGGUGAGGACGCUAGCGCCAUCUGUCUGUGGGAGGAACACGCGGCCUGCAGACAGACAGGAGUGUACCUGCGACAACUGUCCAGCCUGGGUUACCAGCCCCUGGGGAAAGUGCUCGGGGAAAUGUUUGGGUCCCACCCUCACAGUCCAGAAGAGGUCGGUGAUAUGUAGACAUGUCAACGGCACCACACACCCUGACUGUGACCCCAGAGAAAGGCCCGUCUCAGUGCGUAACUGUUCGUCGGAGCUGUGUGACGUGCACUGGCGCGUGGGGCCGUGGCGAGCGUGCACGGCAGCCUGUGGCAGCGGGUUUCAGUCUCGCAGGGUGGACUGUGCCCACCUCAGGAGUGGCAGAACCCUGGCAGACCAGCACUGCACCUGGCACAGACGCCCAGCCACCUGGCAGCACUGUAACGCCACCACCUGUGGAAGUGAAUGUAAAGACACCACCCACUACUGUGCUGUGGUGAAGAGGUUAAAGCUUUGCCCCAUCGACAUGUACAAGCAGAGGUGUUGUGAGUCUUGUUUACAGGAGGAUGGCUCCACCUAGUGUUCUAGGAGGAAGUUGCCCCUAGAUGCUGGUCUUGGGUUAGUUUUGCAUUUCCUCCACUAGCGGUUAAGGCUGGGAUUGGGGAGGGGAAGCUGAUCCUAGAUCUGUAUCUAGAGGAAACCCCUGAGCGUUGAGACACAGUGUGGACAACAUAACUCUUGGAAGCCAUGGAUGGAUGGAUGGAUGGAUGGAUGGAUGGAUGGAUGGAUGGAUGGAUGGAUGGAUGGAUGGAGGGAUAGAUUUAAGGAGGGAUGGACGAAG
Messenger RNA from Oncorhynchus kisutch (coho salmon), 3501 nucleotides. RefSeq names its product ADAMTS-like protein 3. The coding region runs from base 1 to 3240 and encodes 1079 amino acids. Gene Ontology annotation, biological process: proteolysis; extracellular matrix organization. Gene Ontology annotation, molecular function: metalloendopeptidase activity. Lineage: Eukaryota; Metazoa; Chordata; Actinopteri; Salmoniformes; Salmonidae. The record is from RefSeq and is a predicted model, not a curated record. The transcript is spliced from 16 exons. Gene Ontology annotation, cellular component: extracellular matrix.